This is a messenger RNA of Ciona intestinalis (vase tunicate), 751 nucleotides long. The record is from RefSeq. Lineage: Eukaryota; Metazoa; Chordata; Ascidiacea; Phlebobranchia; Cionidae.
AAGGUAUGUAGGGAAAAUCAAAAUGUUUAGUUACGAAGACCACGUGACCAUGGCUUUGGCCCAAGAUGUAGUUAUAAUAUUUCUAUGCAUAUGUGGGAUCGGCCUCAAUACAGCUAUGUUGGGAUUGUUCUGUGUCAAGAAACAGGUCCGAGGUUCCAUAUACACCACAUAUAUGAUUCAAAUCGCCGCAACAGACCUCAUUGUUUGCUUAGUAUGGCUCAUUAUGACAUCACUGUUCCUACAUGAACUACCAACGGAACCAACUUUGCAAGCUAACGCAGAGCCUCCCCCCACCUCUUCUCUCACGUUGUACAGAUUCAUAUACGCGGUGUACAACUUCCAUUAUUACAUCAAUAUCUUUCUGCUUGCCACGAUGAGUGUUGAACGGUGCGUUGCCGUGUGGAAAUCACUCAGGUGCCAACGAUAUCAGUUUAAUCGGAAAUUUAUCUACGGUGUUAGUGCCUUCAUGUGGUUGAUAGCAUUCUCAUGCGCACUGCCGAGCUUCAUUCGACUCGAUCUCGUUACUGACAACAUAAACAUCACACGACCGGCCAACAUGAAGGUAGCAGAGACACACAUGUACAUGAAAUGUUACGAACCGCUCAAACACGCAUCUGACAACAACCUCACUUAUGUAAUGGAUUACGAUGGAAUAUCCGCAGUGGAUUGCUAUGAUAUCAUGCAGGAGGAUUAUUUAUCAUUGAUUGAUGAGAUAGAUACUGGUAUGAUGGAUCCAAUGUAUGAGUACCAG